ACAUGAUGUUCCUUAUUCUUGCCUAUAAAGGUGUGUUGAAUAUUAGUCGUGUUUAACUAACGUUUACUUACUUGCCUAGGCACAUAAACAUUUCAGAUUUAAACAGGAGGAUAUUUACCACAAUAAUGUACAUCUAACACUGGCCUUAUUCAAGUAUACAAAUUGUUGUUGUGCACUCUCUAUAUGAAGGUAGCCUACCUUGAGUAACUAAACACCAAAAUCUGUCGUUAAGCCCCUUAUUAAGUAAUAACUCCUCAUUAUUCACGGGGCUAAACAAAUCAAUCCUUGUCUUGAUUCUGACAAAUCUUUGCAAAAGUGUGAUUUUUGAUUAUUUGGUUGUAAAUGCCUACUCUUCUUGCCCCCCACUGGUUGAAAAGUUUGACAGAAAUGUGUGAUGCAAGAGGGCCUUUUUGAGGUAGGCUAUACUCUGAUGAAUCACAGGGAGAGGUUAUGUAUGAUAGACUAAUUGGCAGUAUUAAUGCACCUAUCAUUUCUAGCGUUUCAGGAAUAUUUAUAAUUUAAAAAAAUGUUUUGAUGAUAUAGAGGGGCAGCCUAUGGCUGAGAAUGGGCCUGUGUUGUUACUCUUUAAGACGUGGUUAAGAAUGUUCUGAUCCCCAAGUGAAAUGUGAAAUUCAACCAGGCACUAUUUUUAACAAGCUGGUUUGGUACACAAAUAGCCUACAGCAGUGGUAUUCCGGAUUACAUAAUAUGUCUCCAUACAGGGCUGGACUGGCCAUCUCGCAUACCGGGCAUUUGCCCAGUGGGCCGACGCAUUUUGGGGCCGGAUCGCCAAUAUAAUUGAUAGGCUUCUUUUUUGGGGGGUCAAUCAAUCAAUCAAAAAGUACACAGAGGUAACACAAUGCGCCUCACAGUAAAAAGGAUAAAAAAAAGGGGGAGGGGGGGUUAAAACCACAAAUAACUAAAUGUUCCAUGCAUGUUAAAUAAAUACAUUUUACAGUGAGUGAUAAGCAAGAUCAAAGAGGUAUGUCUUAAGUGUAUGUUUAAAAGUUUCAAUCGUUUCAGCCAUUCUAAGGUAUUCUGGCAGAGUGUUCCAAAGGCUGGGAGCAUAGAAACUAAAAGCUGCUUCCCCAUAUCUCUUUGUCCUGGCUUUUGGAACUGUUAGAAAUUCAGUACCGGAGGACCUCAGGGGUCUACUGGACAUGCUGGUUCAAGUGGAGUGCAAGGGAAUCCUGAAAUGGGUACGAGUACCCAUUAAGGAUGACAGCUAUGAUUACCUCCAAUUCAUCCAAGAAGGAACAUUACUAUGAUCCUCACAGUGGCCAGGGUUACCUGGCCUACAGAUUGAAGACGGUUCAGCGCAAAAGUUCAAGUGUCUGCAAGAGGAGCUCCAAGUCUGUUUAUCAAGAUGGCCCUAAGACCUUGCGCGAGACAUCAACAUCUGAGCAGUUGUCAGGUGAUGAAUGCAGAGAAGCGAUGUCCGUAAUAAAGCAUUCAGCGGACCGCCCAGUUGUCAAGGAGAAAAUGAAGGCGACAUUCAAGCACCGUCAGAAAAUGCUACAUGAUCCAGACCAGUCUUCACUCAUCCUAGAUUACUUCCCCAGAUUCUUGGAUACACCAGGCUUGAUUGACCAAGACUUCACAAUGCUUUUUGGAGAAGACAUCUCAGGCAAGUUUAUCGCAAAGUGGCCAACCUUCUACAAACCGAGGAUUCUCACUGUCUGCAAAGGCCUUCACACUGGUACUCCUGUGGAUGACCUUCUGUCUGAGGAAUCAAAUGAUUAUGGAUGGGACAGUGACUUGGCAGCUAUCCUCAUGCUCGUUCACAUCCUGCCUCCAACUGCAAAAGGAAAAAGACAUGGGAAAAUCAGUGCCACUGAAGCUGUUGACCAUGUGGUCAAGUUCAUGAAGGUGGGGACGAGCAUGGUGACCUUCCUUGAAAAGGUUGGAUCAGCACAGCCCUUCCUUCUCUGCGUUGGAGAAAAGAAGAAUAGUAUCCAGACGUUUUACGUCAUCCUUGACCAGAAGGCCAUUCCCUGCAUGGCGCAGACAACUGUAGCUGCCUUCGAUGAACUGUUUAAGGCGCACUUUGUGUUUGCUGUAUCCUAUGAUGAGGCCUUGGUCAACUUCUACACAUUUAUCCAAACAACGGUGUAUGGCAUUGACGUGGGCACUGCCAAGGAAAGUCCAAGGGUCAAGGAAAUCAGAGCGAGAGUUGAUAACAUAGAGGUGUGAAAAUGUUCACCUGUUAUAUUUGCAAGGAACAGCACAGAAGUUGUUCAAAUUUUUUUCAACAUUUGAAGUUCAGUCGUGGUACCUUCUGCGCAAUACUCCCUUGAUUUUUUUAGAUUUAGUUGACCAGAACAACAGUUAUUGGAACUUGAUUUUACUUUUGAUUCAGAUCGUCAACAUUGUAUUCAUCAUAACAGAUGGUAUGACUUAUUAUUUGAAGCAUUUAAUUUCUGACCAUCACAAACCUUUUAAGUUGAUGUUUACAGAUAAGAGACUGAACCCAAAGCAUCAUCUGAUGACUCACUAUCCCAGAUGUAUUACGAAAAUAGGUCCACUUAUACAUAUGUGGUGUAUGAGGUUCGAAGGGAAACACAACUUCUUCAA
Messenger RNA from Hypomesus transpacificus, 2574 nucleotides. RefSeq lists its product as uncharacterized. Bases 1219 to 2193 code for a protein of 324 amino acids. The record is from RefSeq and is a predicted model, not a curated record. Lineage: Eukaryota; Metazoa; Chordata; Actinopteri; Osmeriformes; Osmeridae. The transcript has 6 exons.